AUGUCCUGGGGGCAGCAGGCCAGCGCGUCGGCACCGGGCACCCACCGUGCCCACCCCUCCCUUCAAGCUCCCCGAGUCUCAGGCAAGGGUGGGUCCCUAAGGAGGCCGGGGGGACAGUCCCCAGGCGCCCUGACACAGGCCCUCUCCCUGGGGUGUGACGUGGCACGGCGGCCAGUGCUGUCCCCCACCGCCCCCCUGACUGGCCCUCAGAGGCGCCGGAGCUGUACCUUCACAUUUUCCACUGAAGUGGUGCCAACCCCAGAGCCUCCCCCCUGGAUUCCUUGGCCAGGACUCUGGGCAGCCACAGACAAGGGUGACCUCAUCGCCCAUGGGCUCCCUCCCCUGGUGGGGGCCUUAGGCAAAAACGGGUAGCCACGGGCAGGGACUCAGGGAAGACCCCACAACCCACUCCAAGGGGAGGGAGAAACCACUGCCUUCUGCCCUGCAGACAUUCAGGGACCCCCCCCCCUGCAACCCUCCCCGGUGCUGCCCGCCGCCCCCCCCCCCCCCCAUCCCAGAGCAGCCACAUUCCUGGACACACAUUCCUGGUCGAGGCCCCUGCCAGCCACCACCCUCCCUCCGCCCAGCACGGAGACUGCUGCCCAGGCGGCCGCUUCCUGAACAGUGGCCACAGGGGGAGGGGCCCAGAUGAGACUGAGCACAGCAGGGAGCCCAAAGGCCCCUUGCAAGGGGCACAGGACCCCCCCCCCCCCCCGCCCCGGGCUCUCCCCAUCUGCACCUGCCCAGCCCAGCCCUGCCGACUUGUGUACUCCCCUCCCAGCAAGCCCAUCUUCCAGGCACACCCCCGUGCCCCUGUCCUCCUCUGCACAGGAGGGGGGGGCUCCCACUCUACACAGGCCCAAUUCCAGUCCAUGCGGCCAUCCCUGUAUUGAACACACCCCGGAGCAUGCAAAACGGCAAUGGCGGGGUGGGGGUGGGGGUGGGGGUGGGGGUGUUCCCAGAGCAGGGAUACAGGCAGGAGCUGGGAAAGAGGAGGGUCCCGGGCAGAGAGUAGAGCUGACGCCACAAUGUGUGCCACUGGGUGACCCCACACACGACUCCACCCCUCAGGGCUCCUCUGUACCCCCUCCCCACUCUGCCUGGCACAAAAGGCUCAAGCGUACACAGGAGGGAGAGACAAACAGGGUGUGGCCAGGCACCAGGGCCAGGGCAUCUGAGUUAACUUGAUCGUGCCAGGGGAGAAGACCAGCCUGGGUCAUGGGUCCCACUUGUGACCCACUCCUGCCCACCUCCCCACCCCCCCCCCCCCACCCCCGGCUGAGGGAGAGGGAGGGAGCUGCAGGGCCCUGGUACCACCCAUCAGGGGAUUCCCGCUUCCCCGCGUCCCCAGAGGAAGCGAGAUGCUCCAGGCUUCUUCAGCGUGGCGCGAGAAGGCAGAGGGACGAGGGCCCCUGCUCCGUGCGGCCUCCGGGGGCUGGGAGGCGGGGAGGAGGGCGGGCCGGCGCGGGGGAGGGGCCGCCGCCACUAUAAAGGCCCGGCCCGCGGCCCAGCUCCAGCCCGGGACGCACACGUGCGCGCGGCGCCGCAGCCGCCACCGCGGGCCACCGAGACCCGCGCCUCCCCGGCCCCCCGGGCGGCCGCGCGGCUGGCGGCAUGCGCUGCGCAAGGCGGAGCUGACGGCGCGCCCGCCGGCCCCAUGUCCUUCGCCAUGCUGCGCUCGGCGCCGCCCGGCCGCUACCUGUACCCCGAGGUGAGCCCGCUGUCGGAGGACGAGGACCGUGGCAGCGAGAGCUCGGGCUCCGACGAGAAGCCCUGCCGCGUGCACGCGGCGCGCUGCGGCCUCCAGGGCACCCGGAGGCGGGCCGGGGGCAGGCGGGCGGGGGGCGGCGCCCCGGGGCCCGGGGGGCGGCCGGGCCGCGAGCCCCGGCAGCGGCACACGGCGAACGCGCGCGAGCGGGACCGCACCAACAGCGUGAACACGGCCUUCACGGCUCUGCGCACGCUCAUCCCCACGGAGCCGGCCGACCGCAAGCUCUCCAAGAUCGAGACGCUGCGCCUGGCCUCCAGCUACAUCUCGCACCUGGGCAACGUGCUGCUGGUGGGCGAGGCCUGCGGCGACGGGCAGCCGUGCCACUCGGGGCCUGCCUUCUUCCACGCUGCGCGCCCCGGCAGCCCCCCGCCGCCGCCCCCACCACCCCCCACCCGCGACGGCGAGAACGCCCAGCCCAAACAGAUCUGUACCUUCUGCCUCAGCAACCAGAGAAAGUUGUUUCGGCUGUGCAGCACCGUGCUCUCUUCCCCAAAGUGCACGGGGACGCCGGGAGCAAGGACCGAGACAGAAAGACUACAAUUCGGAGUUAGAGGCGACGCCGCUGGGCUCUCCACAGAGAGCCCCCCCGUGGACCCGACUCAGGCACAGGCCUCCUGUGAGGGCGCCUCAGGCUCCUCUGGGGCCAAUGGACGGACAAGCGGCGGCAGGACUCUGCACUGGCCCAGCUGGCCCAGGUCCACCGGAACCUUCUGUGCUGGCUUCCUACCUGGGUUUUCUUCUGGUCACUACGUGCUGGUAUUUUGUGUCUUUGAUAUGAUAAUAUAAAGUCUGGAAACUUUGUAUAAUUAAAAACAAAACAAUAUCGUCCAA
Molecule: messenger RNA, 2602 nt
Organism: Prionailurus viverrinus (fishing cat)
Lineage: Eukaryota; Metazoa; Chordata; Mammalia; Carnivora; Felidae
Gene: SCX
Product: scleraxis bHLH transcription factor
Exons: 3
Coding region: 1658-2557 (299 amino acids)
Biological process (GO): developmental process; regulation of transcription by RNA polymerase II
Molecular function (GO): protein dimerization activity; RNA polymerase II transcription regulatory region sequence-specific DNA binding; DNA-binding transcription factor activity, RNA polymerase II-specific
Source: RefSeq, a predicted model, not a curated record